AUGCCUUUCCAGCAUGAUUACCUGAUCCCUGGAAGCUUUAUCCUUCUUAUUCUACUCCUAUCUGAGAGAGCUCAUCAGUUCGACGGUUGCAAACCUGUGAAAGGUGGACAUGUUAUGGAACGUAAAUGUAAAUCUGGCAAGUUCCGGUGGCGAGUGGUUGAAAACAAAAUGUUGAAAAUUCAUUUCCUGGUCAUGAGUGCAACUUCUGUGGAAGAUUGCAAGAACAUAUGUGAAACCUUCCCCCAAUGUGGCGCUUUUGACCGGAGUGUUCAUGAACAGACUUUGAAGCGAGACUGCAAUCACUGUAUUAAACAGACUCAAAUUGGAGGCGAGCUGGAUAAACAUCGGUCUGCAACGUAA
Opisthorchis viverrini is the source of this 360-nucleotide messenger RNA. RefSeq lists its product as hypothetical. NCBI's taxonomy places the organism in Eukaryota, Metazoa, Platyhelminthes, Trematoda, Opisthorchiida, Opisthorchiidae. The record is from RefSeq and is a predicted model, not a curated record. Bases 1 to 360 code for a protein of 119 amino acids. The transcript has 2 exons.